CAAAUGUAACGCGAGAAACAUCCUUUUGCAUCUGGCCAGUGGAGUAGAUCAUUGGGAUUUUAUUUUCUCAAUUUUUCGCUAAAAUUUCAUAGUUUUUCGCUCAAUUCAAAUGAAUUAACAUUCGGUGGGGAGUGAUUUUGACCGGAGUACAAAGAAUCAUGGAAAAAAGGUGGCAGCUGACAACGAUUCUGGCGGUGGCUUUGCUACAAUGCUGUUCGGUGCAGAGUUUCUACGUUCCUGGGGUGGCCCCGGUUGAGUUCCGGAAGGGGCAGAAGAUUGACGUGAAGGCGGUCAAGAUGACCAGCACCCACACUCAGCUGCCGUACGAGUACUACUCGUUGCAGUUCUGUUUGCCGAAGAACGGAACCCUGGUGUACAAGAGUGAGAAUCUCGGAGAGGUGCUGCGGGGCGAUCGGAUCGUCAAUACGCCGUAUGAGGUCCGGAUGGCGGAAAACGUCCGCUGUAAGCUGUUGUGUAACAGUAAAGAUCGUCCGAUGAACUGGGACCGGGAGCAGUCGGAAAAGGUGGCCGAGCGAAUUCGACACGAGUAUUUCGUGCAUUUGAUUGUAGAUAAUUUGCCGGUAGCUACCAAGUUUGUCAACCCGGACACGAAUGAGCAGCAGUUCGAACACGGAUACCGUCUGGGACUCAUGGACGGCAACAAUGUGUACAUUAACAAUCACCUGAAGUUCCGACUGUUCUAUCACAUGCACAGCGAGAACCAAUAUCGAGUGGUGGGUUUUGAGGUGGAAACCCUAUCUAUUCACAAGGAUCAGCUUAGCUUCGAAGGAGAAACGUGCAGUUUCCCGGAGAGUCCGCGGCCACAGCCCGUUUCGGUGCACGCUGGUCAUACGCAGCUCUUCUUUACCUACUCGGUCGAGUGGAAGGAAUCGUCGGUGAAAUGGGCCUCCCGGUGGGACAUCUAUCUCGGCAUGAACGACGUUCAGAUCCAUUGGUUCAGCAUUAUCAACUCGCUGGUGGUGGUGUUCUUCCUGUCCGGUAUUCUCACAAUGAUUAUGGUGCGAACACUUCGCCGGGACAUUGCCAAAUAUAACACGGAUGAUAGCGUCAACAUUGAAGACACCCUGGAGGAAACCGGCUGGAAGCUAGUCCACGGGGAUGUCUUCAGACCCCCACGGCAUCCGAGGCUGUUCGCUGCCGUCAUCGGUAGCGGAAUCCAGGUAUUCUUCAUGGCUAUGAUCACGAUCAUUAUUGCCAUGCUGGGAAUGCUGUCUCCGUCAUCCAGAGGAGCCCUGAUGACGGCCGGAAUCAUGCUUUAUGUGUUCAUGGGAUUGAUCGCGGGUUAUUUCUCCGCUCGUUUGUACAAAACCAUGAAGGGACGUAACUGGGAACGAGCAGCUUUCCUGACAGCGACUUUGUUCCCGGGACUCGUGUUCGGAACCUGCUUCAUCCUGAACUUCUUCAUCUGGGAUCGGAACUCGAGUGGCGCCGUUCCGUUCGGCACAAUGGUGGCCCUGCUGUGUCUGUGGUUUGGAAUCUCAUUGCCCCUGGUGUACCUGGGAUAUUACUUUGGUUUUAGGAAACAGGCUUAUCAACAUCCGGUUCGGACCAAUAUGAUUCCCCGGCAAAUUCCGCACCAGCACUGGUACAUGAACCUGGGCCUUUGCGUGCUGAUGGCCGGAAUCCUGCCGUUCGGGGCCGUUUUCAUCGAACUGUUUUUCAUCUUUUCGGCCAUCUGGCAGAACCAGUUCUACUAUCUGUUCGGCUUCUUGUUCCUCGUGUUCUGCAUACUGGUGGUCAGUUGUGGACAGAUAUCAAUCGUUAUGACGUACUUCCAGUUGUGCGCUGAGGACUAUCGCUGGUGGUGGCGAAGUUUCAUCGUGUCAGGCGGCUCAGCUGUGUACAUUCUUUUCUACAGUAUAUUCUACUUCUUUACCAAACUCGAGAUUACGGAAUUCAUUCCCACCUUGCUGUAUCUAGGGUACACUGGUCUCAUGGUGAUCACAUUCUACAUCCUAACGGGAACAAUCGGAUUUUUCGCAGCGUACAGCUUUAUCCGUAAGAUUUACGGUGCAGUGAAGAUUGACUAAGCAUCCAGAUACGCCCAGAGGCAACCUUGAGCUAUUAACAUUAACGAACGAUAAUCGAUGUGAGCGUGCGUGAGUUUCGGCUGAGUGAGUAAAAUUUAUUGAUUUUAAGACUGCUUGUUGACGAGUGUGGCGAGAAUAAUAGUGUCAUUAUGUUAUAUAUGGGAAUGAGUGCAACGACGAUUAGUUUUGAGCGACAUUUCUCAUCUCACUGAUUUGUUUUUAAUUCUUUUGCCAAAUCACUGCUUCUCGAUGAUGUCGUUAGACGAGUAAAUUAUAUGUUGUACCUACCUUAGGAGCUAAUUAUGCAACAAAGUGCGCAGAAUCGGUCGGUGAUCAUAAAGUGACUAAGUUUUAGAUGUGGUUGUUCCAUGAUCCAAUGGUAAAGCCGCAGAGAGCAUCAGACAUAAUGUAAACUAAACUCAGUUUGUGUGUAAGAUCGUCUCAAUCGCAAAAUGGAUUGAACAUUGGAUAUAAAUUCUUAAAGUACUACUAAAA
Molecule: messenger RNA, 2546 nt
Organism: Aedes albopictus (Asian tiger mosquito)
Lineage: Eukaryota; Metazoa; Arthropoda; Insecta; Diptera; Culicidae
Gene: TM9SF4
Product: transmembrane 9 superfamily member 4
Exons: 8
Coding region: 159-2051 (630 amino acids)
Biological process (GO): protein localization to membrane
Cellular component (GO): membrane
Source: RefSeq, a predicted model, not a curated record